AUGUUGCUACUAGAUAAUUUAAAAUCUAGUCUGGUUAAAAAAAAUGCUUGUAGUAUUUUAACUCAAGUGCGUAAUUCUACAAAAAGAGCUUCAGGUUCAAGAACUAACAUGAAAGAUUCUCCUGGUAAAAGAUUGGGUCCAAAAAAAUAUGAUGGUCAAGAGGUUAAAGUUGGUCAAAUCAUCAUGAGACAAAGAGGUACUAAAUUCUUCCCAGGUGAAAAUGUAGGUAUUGGUAAAGAUCAUACUAUAUUCGCAAAAGAACAUGGUGUUGUCCGUUACUAUUUAGAUCCUUUCCACCCUGGUCGUAAAUUUAUUGGUGUCUCUUUGAAACGUGAAUUGCCUCUACCAACUCCUCAUUUUAACCCAAGAGUUAGAAGAUUUGGUCAUAGAUUAAUUACAGACACUCAAGAAUUGAAAAUUGAAGAAGAAAAUAUCCCUAGAAAACAAAGACUAGUCAAAGAUCAAAUUAUAAAAGAAUUGAAUGAAAGAGAAUCGGCAAGAGAUGCUAAAAAAAUGGAGCAUAAAAAAGUUAUCGAACAAUUGAAAUUAGAAUUGAAUGAAUCUCAAAUGGAUUUGGCUUUAAAUUAUCUGUUACGUUACAGAACUUGUCUAAGAAAUGGUUUCAACCUACAAGAUUCUCAAUUUAAUGCACAACAAUAUUUGAAGUUAGAAUCUAUUUUAUCUUCCAAAAAAAAUAGCUUAUCCAAAGAAGAUUUAGAUGCAAAUUUAAAAUCUAUUGAAUUAGUAUCAUCAUUGUUGAAUAAAAAUGUCGAAUUUAACAACAAGUUUGAUUUGAUUAAGCUGCUAUCAGCUGAAGAAAAACAGGCAUUGAAAAAUCAAUUAUUAGAAUCCUUAGGAAAGUAUAAAAAUGGAAUUAAUAAUAAAGAGGAAAAAGACACAGUUAUGAAAUUAUUCUCUAAUGCUUGUGAUUUCCUAACACUAUCUGAAGAAGUUCAUUUGCGUAGACAAUACUUGAAGUCUGUCCAACCAGAGAACCCUUCAAACAUCGCUACAAAAUCAGACAAAAAGGUGAUUAUAACUAGACGUUUCAAUUAUGAAAAGCAUCGUGUUGAUACUAUUCCAAGAAUUAAAAACUCAUUCUUAAAAAGAAUGUAA
Molecule: messenger RNA, 1116 nt
Organism: Vanderwaltozyma polyspora DSM 70294
Lineage: Eukaryota; Fungi; Ascomycota; Saccharomycetes; Saccharomycetales; Saccharomycetaceae
Gene: MRP7
Product: mitochondrial 54S ribosomal protein bL27m
Exons: 1
Coding region: 1-1116 (371 amino acids)
Biological process (GO): translation
Cellular component (GO): ribosome; mitochondrial large ribosomal subunit
Molecular function (GO): structural constituent of ribosome
Source: RefSeq, a predicted model, not a curated record